CCGACAUUUGCCCGGUUGACCAUUAUGUAUUAAAACUUGGCAAGGAUCCGGACACGAUAAUGAAAAUAUACUUGCAUUUUCUAUUUGCUUUAUUCGUAUCAUGUCGAGCAAAUGGAGUGUUCAAGGGGAGAGGAGAUUCGCUGUUCACAAACGACCCUCGAUUAAAUAGAAGAAAUAAUGCAGGUCCUAUAAGGCUUGAUAAAACAUAUGCCGAGACUGAUUUGAGACAACCCCGAAGAGCUUUUCUUGGACAAGAUGGCUCUCUUACCGGUGAAGGCUAUAAUGGACAACCUAACAAACUCUACAUGACUGACCUUGAUCAAGCUUAUAGAUCGCGAAGAUAUCAAUACCCAACAAUAUUUUCUAAAUUUGGAUAUGAUAGUAAUAUGAAUGAUCCACCAUAUGCGGAUGCUACAAGGCAUAAGACUGUUUCAAGUCAAGACGAAUUACAACUUUUAGACAAAAUUAAGCACGCUGAAACCUUGCCACCCGUAAAUUGGAUUUCUUCAGAUCAUAAAUAUUACGAUGAAGCUAAUAAGAAUAUAUAUGGGUCUGAACCUCCUAAAGAUGGACAAAGUGGUCUUAAUAUUGAGAACACAAAUUUAGAUUAUAAUAUGCUGGCCUCAGAAUUCGAAAAUUUCGGUGAUACUGAUGUUACAAACGUUUCAAAUAAUGAUUUAACGAAUAGCGUUUUAUCAGAUGUUUUCAAUGACAACAAUAAUACUAAAGACACACAAGUUUCUAGUCGUGGGGCUGAUAACGCUGAGCCCUUGUUUACCUCCGUAGGCAAUAUCGAAGAAAGCACUGCGAACGACUACGUUUCUCCGACUAUGCAAACUGCUAGCAAAAGUGGGGGAUAUUUUGGUUUUGACGGUAAGGGCCUAUGUGACACCGUCGCUAGCUGUAAACGUCCCCCGAAAAAAAUCAUAACUGUAAUAUCGUCUUGUGAUGCGUGUAAAGUUCCGGAAUCGACUACACCUAAACCCAUUGUUUGUGGAAUGUGUGUAAAGCCACGACCGACACCACGACCGACACCACCACCGCCUCCCCCACCACCGCCGCCACCUCCACGACCACCUAGACCAUGUUAUGAUUGCAUGAUGCCUAAACCUAAACCAGUAUGUAACUGCCAACCAUGUUGUAACUGUGGUUGUAGCAGAGGCUGCAACUGUGGUUGUAACAACGGUAUGAAAAAUAAUGACGACCACUAUUUUGGUUUCGGUAAUGGAUUGGGCAAUUCAGGCAUUGGCGCUACAGCCACAAGCGGUACCUAUAGUACUGCCGGUGCUGGCGGUGCUUUUAAUGAAGGCACUGCCAAUACUGGGUUAAAUCCCGUUGGCUACUUAAGCGGUUUAGGCAAUAGUGGGAUGUUUCCUCCAAACCCAAUUCUUGGCCCAACAGCCGACCUUUUCGGUAAAUAACUUAAUCUCUAAUUAAUCUCUAACUAAUAA
This is a messenger RNA of Spodoptera litura, 1451 nucleotides long. The record is from RefSeq and is a predicted model, not a curated record. NCBI's taxonomy places the organism in Eukaryota, Metazoa, Arthropoda, Insecta, Lepidoptera, Noctuidae.